Molecule: messenger RNA, 3066 nt
Organism: Aricia agestis (brown argus)
Lineage: Eukaryota; Metazoa; Arthropoda; Insecta; Lepidoptera; Lycaenidae
Gene: LPCAT
Product: lysophosphatidylcholine acyltransferase
Exons: 11
Coding region: 166-1662 (498 amino acids)
Molecular function (GO): calcium ion binding
Source: RefSeq, a predicted model, not a curated record
CGUGGGGUGUACGUCGAUUUCUUCCAUGAAUAUUAUCUGAAAUAAUUUGAUAUUUAAUUCAUUAACUACCAAAUGUUACUAAUUUUACCGGUAUAAGUGGGAAAAUGUGCGUCAUGUGUAAAUUUUGACUAACAAGGGAAGAGUUCAUUUUGUGAUAUCGUGAAAAUGAAUGGUAAAAUGCAUAGUGAAACUGGCACUUUCUCGUCGGACGGUAUGCGGGCCGAAAUAUUAAAUCCUUUCGUUCACAAACUGGAAUUAGAGAACACGUAUGAAAAAAUCAGGACGGCGAUAUUCACGGUGAUCCUGCUACCGUUCCGUGUCGUGGUGAUCCUGUACCUCAUAGUGACAGCGUGGUUCCUCGCCUGCAUCGGCCUGUACGGGCUCAGCGAGGCCGACCUCCGCAAGGAGCCCAUGAAAGGAUGGAGAAGCAAGCUCCGCUUCUCGAUCCUCUCGCUCAUGCGGCUGGUGGUAGUAGUGGCUGGUUUCCACCGGGUGCGGGUGAUCGGCCGGCACCACGUUCCGGCUAGCCCACGUGAUGCGCCAGUCGUGGUCAUGGCUCCUCAUUCGUCGUUCUUCGACGCCAUAGCCAUCGUCUGCCUUGGCGCGCCCAGUGUCGUCGCCAAGGCUGAUACCGCCAGGAUUCCUCUUAUUGGACAGCUGAUAAACUACACGCAGCCGGUGUACGUGUGGCGGGAUGACCCCAACUCCCGGCAGAACACCAUCAAGGAGAUCAUCGAGAGAGCCACCUCUAAGGAGGACUGGCCGCAGAUACUAAUAUUUCCCGAGGGUACCUGCACGAACCGCUCAUGCCUCAUUACCUUCAAGCCGGGCGGCUUCUACCCCGGCGUGCCGGUGCAGCCCGUCACCAUCCGUUACCCCAACGCCCGCGACACCGUCACUUGGACCUGGGAGGGGCCUGGCGCGUUGAAGCUCCUCUGGCUGACGCUGACGCAAGUGCACAGCUCGUGCGAGAUCGAGUUCCUGCCGGUGUACUAUCCCAGCGAGGAGGAGAGGAGAGACCCCAAGCUGUAUGCGAGAAACGUUAGAGAUGUUAUGGCCAAGGCUCUCGGCGUACCAGUACUGGACUACACAUACGACGACUGCCGCAUGAUCGCUCGAGCUAAGCAACUGGGUAUACCUUCGGCGCCUGCCAUACGAGAGGUCAGCGAACUUCGCGCGCAGCUCGGCCUAGAGCGCUCGAAUCUCGAGAUGCAUCUAGUCGCGCAGGGCCUAGCGGGGAAGUCCCGGUGGCUGACGCGCGACGAGUUCGCGCAGCGCCUCGGCGUGCCGCCCAACGUGCACCUGCACCGCCUGUAUGAUAUAUUCCAGCAGAGUUCCAACGGUCUGGUGUACUUCCCUGACUACCUGCUGGCCGCGGCCUUCCUCUCGCUGCAGCACGCGCCCGCUACACAGCUGCUCGCUAAAGCGUUCAAGCUGUACGACUCGUCGGGCACCGGUCGUGUCAGCAUGGCGAACUUCGAGGAGCUGGCGUCGCGCUGCCUCGGCCUGCCGCAGGAGGAGGCCCACCACGUGUUCAGACAGUGCGAUCUCGAUGACAAGCGAUAUGUCACUUACGACGAGUUCAUAGACUUCGCGGAGAAGAAAACGGAGUUCAGUUUCCUGUUCGCGAGCGACAGUCAUCAUAAGCCGAAGACGCAGUGAGACGUGCCCGCCGUCUGCAGUCAGGUGCCGCUGCUGCCGUAGCCGCCAGUCAGUCAGUCAGUCAGUCCGUCUGACGAUCAGUUGAUUGGUGUGACAGACAAUUUGUGUCAUGGUAUUUGUGAACUAGUAGUCUGACUAUCAGGAAAUCAAUAUUAUAGUCAGUUAAAUCCCCUGCUGCCGUAGUCGUCAGUCCGUCUGUCGGUCAGUUGAUAAGUGUGACAGACAAUUUGUGUGAUAGUCAGUCAGUGUGACUAACUAUCAGUCUGACUAUCAGUUAAUUAGGCUGACAGUAAUUUAAUUUCACAAUCAAUAAAUAAGUCUGACGAUCAGUCAAUCAGUGCGAAGGUCAGAUAAUAAUUAGUGUGACGGUCAGUCAAUCAGUCUGAUGGUCAGUCAAUCGUUCUGAUAGACAGUCUAACAGUCAAUUAGUUUGUCAGUUUGUGGGUCUAUGAAAUAGGACUAUUUUUAACGCCAGACAAUGUGAUAGUUUUCGACUUGAGAUACGCUGUUAAUCAUUACAUUUGUUAGUCAGAUAAUAAUCUGACAGGUCAAUAUUAGGCCGGUUUCCGUUUUUAAACUCGAUUUGAUGCAUGUGGCUUAAGGACAACAUGAACGAACAGUCAGCUACAAAAUAUUUUUUACUGCAAAUUAGACUUCUGGAGACAAUUAAUGCAAUCGCAAUAGUUAAAAAGAUAAGCAAAAAUAUUUAAUAAAUAAAUUGAAAAUGGCAGAAGUGGCGCUACCUGUACAAUUAGAAACUAGAAGAAUUUUAUAACUUUUAAUAUCAAACCCAAAACGGAUCCCACAGUGGUUUAAUCUUAAAUGCUUGACACAUUAAAGCUUGAAAAUCGCAAUACACUUUAAUAAAGAUCACCAAUCAUCAUUUCAGUGUUAUAUUCGUCUCUAUAAAGUAGAGGAAAUGUAAAGUAAUUGAUGUGUUUCGUUGUACUAUUAGGAAUAUUAAUUUAUAAACAGAUGGCGGACUUACGUAAUUUGGUCGAGUUAUGUCAAGCUAAACACGAUUAACAUUGUUUUGACAUAACCUGGCGAAAUAUCGAAGGUUUGUCAUCUGCCUUUAAAUCGAUUUCCCUGAUCGUACAAUAAAUAGAAGUAAAGCAUUUUUUGUGACUGACAUGACAAAGGUUUUGAUGCGAUACGGCUAAUAGAUUUUUAGUUAUAUUAUAGCUAAAACGACUAAAGUGGCUUUUAGUGACUGCAGAAAAGGCUUGAUAGUGUAAUCUAAUGCUGUAAAUAUUGUAAGUACGAUAAAAACGCGCUCAUAAUAUUAUAAAUAUAAGUCAUUUAUAAGUAUUAAGUACUUCUUUAGUAUUCAAUACUUUGGUCGCCGGCUUUAUUAAUGUUUUCUGCUCAGAAAUAACUAUAAUCUGUUCGCGUUAGGAUAGU